ACAAAACUUGUUAACAUUAUUUCAUUCUUGAACUCUUCACAGCUGAGGAGACCAAAAUCGGAUGUCAAUCAUAUUUCUAUACUUUUAGAGCAAUAUUUUGUCAUAUUUCGGUGAAUUAUCAAGUUCAUAAUAAUGACGUCUAAAAUGGAGCUCGACUUGACUGCUUCUGCCCGACCAAUUUGGCUGGUCAAGGUUCCAAAGUAUGUUGCACAGAGGUGGGAAAAAUCUGACAAGAAUGGCCACAUCGGAAAGAUACGAGUCGGAAAAAAGUUUGGUAAGCCUGACAUCUCGCUGGUAAUGGAUGAACGUGUAGCAAAGACCAAGCUGACUCCUGAUGAUCCUGAUAUACCGGUAGAACAUAAAUUGCAAGUGAUGAGCGCCCUGCCAGGUACCAUGAUGGUCUACUCAACGGGGACUACAGAUAAAUUAUCCGUGGAAGGAAAGGUUGUGGAGCGAUUGGAGUGCAGACCUGUCGGAAGUGAUUCAUAUAUGCUGAUGAAAAGGAAGCAGAUAGAGCUCGCACACAAACCAACCAAGGUCACACAACAGAUCAAAGACAGACCUGUCAACGCAUACAAACCCAUCUCAAGACAUAAAGAACUUGCUGCCUAUGAGAAGAAGAAGAAGGAGGAAGGGAAGAAGCCUCGUCUGGAGAAGGAGAAAUUGAUGGACAUUUUGUUCUCAGCAUUUGAGACUCACCAGUUCUACCAACUAAAGGACCUCUGUAGGAUAACUCAACAACCUGUGCCAUACCUGAAGGAGAUGCUCCAAGAGAUAGGAACCUACCACCAGAAGGCGCCACACAAGUACAUGUGGGAGCUCAAAGCAGAGUAUCGCCAUUACAAGUCAGAACAGAACGAUAUGGACACUUCCUAGCAUUCCCUGCUCACUGCAAAUUGGCAACUGGGACCAGUUUCACAAUGCCUUUUUGCAAUGACAAAUGACUAAAAUCAGUGACAAAUCUGCUGAUGACCAAUCAGAAGCAAGGAUUUCAGUAGCUUAUAACAGAAACUGUCAUUUGUCACUGAUGACAAGUUUUGUGAAACACCCCCCUGGACUGAGGAAGCAACAUGAAAACAUCUCUGGUGACCAACAAUGGCCAUGUGGGUCAAUGGUUCUUACCACCCUCAGUUAGCAAAUUGGCAGGAUAAACUGAUGAAGUGAACUGAAACAUUAUCUGGUGGCCAUGUUGGUCAUUCUAGCAUUCUCUCAUGGCAAUUUGGCAGCAUGGAUGGACUAACAGGAAGAGUUUUCUACUGGCCACAUGCUUUGGAGAGUCUUGUUAGAAUUGGCAGUUGGGGAAAUGUACACAAAGGAACUUUUUAAGACUGUUCAAGGUGUACACCACAUGAUCUGACUACGAUCCAAUCUAAAAAGACUUGCAGUAUCAUUUGAAGUGAAUAUUCAACCUUGUUCAAUUUCAUUGAUCGAAAAUCUGAAUAGUCUCAGAUUAAUGAAAUCUAAAAAUCUAAAUUUCAAGGGAUUUCAAGCUUCCUUGGAGGAAAAGAGAAAUUGGCUCAGAAUCGCAAUGACCAAAAUUGCGAUCAGAUUCUACCGUUUCAAGCCGAUUCAGCAUUUAUUCAGACUAGAAUGAUAAGUAGAAGUUAUCAUUAUUCAGAACCCAAAUCAAGAUAACCUUGUUUAGAUUUCCAUAUGUGAUAUUAUUACAAUUACUUCAAAAAUUGGAUCGCAGGAAGAUCGUAUAGUGUGCAUUAGAGAUCACAAAAACAGAGUUGGUGACCUAUUGCAUCACAGAGUAUGGGGCAGGGUUAGAAGUGUGGCAUAUGCAGAUCUCUUUUUUCUUGAGCUAAUUUUUUACAAACAUGAUAUGUAAUGUUGAAAACAGUUUUCAUACCUUCAUCCAGAAAUUCCUCUGUUCAAGAGGGAGUGAGGUACACUUAAAACCGAAGAGUCCAAGUCUUAAAUAGAACUUAAAUUUAAACAAUCUUUUUUUUCUUCAACAAUGAUUUAUAAAAAAUUCUGUAGAUUUGUGACCACUAUUUGUACGUCCCUUGAGAGAACAGGUGAGCACAACCAGUGGCAUGAAUGGCCUGCCAUAGUUCAAGUCGAACUUAAGUCGAUCUUAGUAUAUUUCCCUUCAUAAAAGAAACUGUUGGUCUCAUAUGUUGUAACAUUCUAAUUACUACAGAGAUCUUUUUUGGUGGACUUACACACCAUCAUUACACUGUAUGUUGCAUGGAAGAUUUGUCAACAAGUGCCCACCGCUUGUAAAAUGUAUUUUUCGAACUUAUGAUAUGGUGCAUCACCAUAUGUAUAUUAAAAUGAAUAUUGACAGCAAGGAAAAAGCCAAGCUGAACAUGUUAUUAUUGGGGUGUUGUGCAAGUAACAUUUUCUUCUCUUUCAGUGUUGACAUUUUUCUUUUUUGCUGUAUAUUUUUUCUCCACUUUAUUCCACCUCAUCUUAUCUUAUCCAACUUAUUACUUAUCUAUAAUUAUGUUUCAUUCUUUUUUACUGUUUUCUGUCACCUUGGUAAUUUCUUUUUAUUUCAUUCCUUUCCUUUAAGCUGUCUCCUUGUAAUUGGGUAAAGAGAAAUCCAACCUUCAUAAUAAGUUCAUUUGUGUGAAAGCAGAAAAAUCAGAGAAACAGAAUGGCCGAAGUUUGAAAUAAAAAGAACAAAUAGUAUUUACAGAGACUUUAAUGUUUGAAGUAUGAAAUCAUUACAGCUAUGCAAAUCUCAAAUUGGCAAUUUGUUCAGUUGAUUGUGACAUAGUCAAGGACAACUCUCCCAUUUGUCAUGAACUAAAAUAUUAUUCAUUUCUGUUUUUUCUUUACAGUGCCUUCUCCUUUGGAAUACUUCUCAAAAUAUAUCAUGGAUAGCUUAUCACUAUAGGUCCUCUAGAAAGAAAAUUCACUCGCGAGUCAUACAUUUGGACAAAAAAAAAAAUUAGUUUAUGCAGUGGAACAAAAUGUGGAAAGUUGUUGAGCACUACAUCACAGUGACAUUACCGUUUCAGCCAAUUUGGGGUUCCUAUAUGUAUGGUGAUUACAACUUUCAAAAAUUCAAAACUCUCUCAUUUUGUUGUCCGAUUUUGGUUCAAACUUUCACCAAUGUGCUUGUCUGAUUAUUAUACUGUUUAUUAGAUCCGCUUGCUACCGAGGUUGGAUUCCCUUUAAUAGAAUCGUGUAUGUUCUAUCACCCAUUUUGAUUCAUAUUUCUCUCCUCUUACUUGUUAUGUCUUAAUCAGCUUUUUUUCUCUUCAACUCUUUUUCUCUUCAACUCUUAUUAUUCCUACAUGUAUUCUUUGUCAAAAACUCUUCCCCUUGCUUACUCUAUCCUUAAUUUUCAUUUUCUAUCUCUCAUUCACUACAUUUCUCAAUUCUCUUCUCAUACCCUUCUCUGUUAUUCUACUGUGGGCUGUCCCAAACACAAGAUUUAUUAUUCUUUUCUCUUCAUCAAUUUAUUGUUUCAGUCUUAAUUCCACUAGUUACCCAUUCUCUGUUUCAUUUUCCACCUACAUGUAUUUCAACCCCAGUCUCACAUUUUAUUCAAACAGCUAAAGCAAUGAAUUACAUGUAGUCAAGUGUUUAUUAUUCUGUUUUCUUUAUUUUCUGUAUCAUACAUAACAUCACAACAAAUCUGUUUAUUUCAACCAAAUUCCAGCAAAACCAGUACAUGUGCCAUACAUGUAUAUACAUACAUAUGAUAUCCAUUUUCCCACUUACUAUUCACCUACAAGUAUAUAUUGCAGCAUAUCACUGGCUGGCAUUCAGAUAAUUUUCUCAAUAUUGUAGAAUUAUAUUCCUUAAAAUGUGUUUGACAGCUUUGGUUCCUUUUACAGAGGAAGAAGU
This is a messenger RNA of Strongylocentrotus purpuratus (purple sea urchin), 3810 nucleotides long. RefSeq names its product general transcription factor IIF subunit 2 (gene gtf2f2). Bases 133 to 876 code for a protein of 247 amino acids. The transcript has 7 exons. NCBI's taxonomy places the organism in Eukaryota, Metazoa, Echinodermata, Echinoidea, Camarodonta, Strongylocentrotidae. Gene Ontology annotation, cellular component: transcription factor TFIIF complex. The record is from RefSeq and is a predicted model, not a curated record. Gene Ontology annotation, biological process: transcription initiation at RNA polymerase II promoter; transcription by RNA polymerase II.